CGCGGGGGCUGGUGGGACCGCGCUGUGGAGGACGGACAUGUCGGGUAUCCGGGCGGUGUCUCGGCUGUUGGGCGCCCGGCGCCUGGCACUGUCUAGGGCGCAGUGGCCAGCGACAUGGCAGACCGGCACCCGCGGUUUUCACUUCACUGUUGACGGGAAUAAAAGGUCUUCUGCUAAAGUUUCCGAUUCAAUUUCUACGCAGUAUCCAGUGGUGGACCAUGAAUUUGAUGCAGUGGUGGUUGGUGCUGGAGGGGCAGGCUUGCGAGCUGCGUUUGGCCUUUCCGAGGCUGGGUUUAAAACGGCCUGUGUCACAAAGCUCUUUCCUACCAGAUCACACACCGUUGCAGCCCAGGGAGGGAUCAAUGCUGCCCUGGGGAACAUGGAGGAAGACAACUGGAGGUGGCACUUCUACGACACUGUGAAGGGCUCCGACUGGCUGGGGGACCAGGACGCCAUCCACUACAUGACAGAGCAGGCCCCUGCUUCUGUGGUAGAGCUGGAGAACUACGGCAUGCCGUUUAGCAGAACUGAAGAUGGGAGGAUUUAUCAGCGUGCUUUUGGCGGACAGAGCCUCAAGUUUGGGAAAGGCGGGCAGGCCCACCGGUGCUGCUGCGUGGCUGACCGCACGGGCCACUCCCUGCUGCACACGUUGUAUGGGAGGUCUCUGCGGUAUGAUACCAGCUAUUUUGUAGAGUACUUUGCCUUGGAUCUCCUGAUGGAAAAUGGGGAAUGUCGUGGUGUUAUUGCACUGUGCAUAGAAGAUGGGUCCAUCCAUCGCAUAAGAGCCAAGAACACUGUCGUGGCUACCGGAGGCUACGGCCGCACCUACUUCAGCUGCACGUCUGCCCACACCAGCACCGGUGACGGCACAGCCAUGGUCACCAGGGCAGGCCUUCCCUGCCAGGACUUGGAGUUCGUGCAGUUCCACCCCACAGGUAUAUAUGGCGCUGGUUGUCUCAUUACGGAAGGGUGUCGUGGAGAGGGAGGCAUUCUCAUUAACAGUCAAGGCGAAAGGUUCAUGGAGCGCUAUGCCCCGGUGGCAAAGGAUUUGGCAUCCAGAGACGUUGUAUCUCGGUCCAUGACUCUGGAAAUCCGGGAAGGAAGAGGCUGCGGCCCGGAGAAGGACCACGUCUACCUGCAGCUGCACCACCUGCCCCCAGAGCAGCUGGCCAUACGCCUGCCGGGCAUCUCGGAGACGGCCAUGAUCUUCGCGGGCGUGGAUGUCACUAAGGAGCCGAUCCCCGUCCUUCCCACUGUGCAUUACAACAUGGGUGGCAUUCCCACCAACUACAGGGGGCAGGUCCUCAGGCAUGUGAACGGCCAGGAUCAGAUCGUGCCCGGCCUGUAUGCCUGUGGGGAGGCCGCCUGCGCCUCUGUGCACGGUGCCAACCGCCUCGGGGCAAACUCGCUCUUGGACCUGGUCGUCUUCGGCAGGGCGUGUGCCCUGAGUAUCGCAGAGUCCUGCAGACCCGGAGAUAAAGUUCCCCCGAUCAAACCAAAUGCCGGGGAAGAGUCUGUCAUGAAUCUUGACAAGCUGAGGUUUGCUGACGGAAGCAUAAGAACAUCAGAACUGCGGCUGAGCAUGCAGAAGUCGAUGCAAAAUCACGCUGCAGUGUUCCGUGUGGGAAGUGUGUUACAGGAAGGCUGUGAGAAGAUCAGCCAGCUCUAUGGAGACCUGAAACAUCUGAAGACGUUUGACCGAGGAAUGGUCUGGAACACCGACCUGGUGGAGACCCUGGAGCUACAGAACCUGAUGCUCUGUGCGCUUCAGACCAUUUAUGGAGCAGAGGCCCGGAGGGAGUCACGUGGCGCUCACGCCCGGGAAGAUUACAAGGAGCGGAUUGACGAGUAUGACUACUCCAAGCCCAUCCAGGGGCAGCAGAAGAAGCCGUUUGAGGCGCACUGGAGGAAGCACACCCUUUCCUAUGUUGAUGUCAAGACUGGGAAGGUUUCAUUGGAAUACAGACCAGUGAUCGACAGAACUUUAAACGAGGCGGACUGUGCCACAGUCCCUCCGGCCAUUCGCUCCUACUGACGAGGCCAGAGGUGACCAGCGUUUGUAAU
Lontra canadensis (Northern American river otter) is the source of this 2064-nucleotide messenger RNA. It is a transcript of the gene SDHA, whose product is annotated as succinate dehydrogenase complex flavoprotein subunit A. The record is from RefSeq and is a predicted model, not a curated record. Gene Ontology annotation, biological process: mitochondrial electron transport, succinate to ubiquinone; tricarboxylic acid cycle. Lineage: Eukaryota; Metazoa; Chordata; Mammalia; Carnivora; Mustelidae. The transcript is spliced from 15 exons. The coding region runs from base 38 to 2035 and encodes 665 amino acids. Gene Ontology annotation, molecular function: electron transfer activity; flavin adenine dinucleotide binding; succinate dehydrogenase (quinone) activity.